CUUCGACAAAAACCAGGAACAAGUGAUAUAAAGUGAACUUUGUUACGAACAAAACGUCCUAUACGAACAACGAUUAUCGUAAACGACGCAAUCGGUGACGAAAAUUGUUGUUUACCCGGGAAUCUGAAACACAUGUACCAUAGCAGUGUUAUAUCGCAAAGUGCAGCGAGAAGAAAACGACGACGUACCGGUUUUUUUUCAGUUACUUUUCGUUUGGUUUUUCCCUCGUUGAUGAAAGUUACUCGUGCUUCGCGAUAAAUGAAAAGGCCGGAUAACACCGGAGUGUCGGGGAUUUUAAAGUAAAAUAAAAAAACAAAAAAACAAAAAGGAAAGAGAAAUAGUUACGAUAAAAAUGGUGUAAAAAAUAAAGGGUGUUCCAUACAUACCGAACACGCGACGACGCGAUGCAGCGAAAAAGGCUGAUCGAUACACGUGAACUGUGACAAAGGUUGUUUGCAAAGUUCGGGUGGUGAACUUGAAUUUUGGAACAACGGAAGUGAUAAUAUGCGUUUUCAUUGACAUCACGCUGAGAGGCUGCUGCGGUGGCUGUAAGAAGCACUUCGCGGCUGAAGAAGAAGAAGAAGACGAAGAAGAGGAAGAAGAGGAGAAAACGGAAGGAGGAAAGGAGGGAAGGACGUCGAAGAGUGUAGAGAAACGGAAGCCGCGGUAAAUCGGGAAGGUCGAAGGGCAAAGAAACACGGCGGUAAAGGACGGGGCUGUUUAUCGGUAUACCUGACGAUCAGUCAAAGCAAUCCGUCAAAGUGGCUUCGUCGUUGGGCCUCCAGGGGCCGUCUGCGCCAAUCGGGGCCCAAUUAUUGGCUUCUGGGGCCGAAGAUGCUCCCGCUACGGUUUACCACGCGAACCUCGUAGCUGCAGGCAGCAAGACCUCAGUCGCAGCGGCUCUUCAGCAACCCCUUAACUCCGCGGCAAUUGUAAACAUGCAGGCCUCCGCGGAGGCCAAUUCACUCGAUCUACAGGCCAUGCAGUCGAUGGACUGGCUGUUCAAAAAGGAGAGGAUCUACCUUCUCGCCCAGUUCUGGCAGCAGAGAGCGACUUUGGCGGAGAAAGAGGUGACGGCGCUGAAGGAACAGCUCGCUGCAGCCGCUGACGGAACGACAAAGACUGAGGGGCCGCAAACGCCCCAGAACCUCCACCACGGGGACCAGACACACGACCCGAACAACCCCAGGCGGACACCCAAUGCGAACUUCGAACAGGAGUUGCACGCCAAAGACAAAGAGAUCAGUCAGCUGAGCGAAGAGGUUACGAGACUGCAGCAGAGCCUGCAACGGCAUCAAGAGACCAGCGCCCAAGCCACUGCCCGCCUGGAAGAGGAACUGGAACUACGGAGACAACACAUACACAGACUGGAAGUUAGACUCGAGAGACAAAGAGACUAUGACGACCUCAAACGGGAGCUCAGCAUCCUGAGGUCCGUGGAUUUCUCCCAAAUCCCGACCGGGGAACCGGGCAAAAGCCUGGAACAUCUUCUUCUGGAGCGGACGAAAGCUCUUCAGCAAACGGAGAGCUUGAAACCACCCACAACGCCGGACGCACUCGGUGGCCUCGCUUCCCCCCUGCAGCGAGCCGCGACCGCCUCGCCCCACGGCGGCAACGCGCUUCCCUCGGCAUCCCAGCCACCCCCACCACCACCGCCGCCGCCGCCACCUCUACCAACCCCAACCCGAUCCACCCCGACCCCUUCUUCGGCGACCUCUUCGUCCUCCCUACUGUUCCAUCCACCGCUCCAAAACGUGGAGACGUUCGGCUCAUUCCUCGGUGAGGAGAUCGUCGCCAACUGGAGGCGGUCCCUGGAGAGGUCUAUCAUGAGUCAGCAGCAUCCCCAAGUCUCGCAAAGCCAGCCUCAGCUGUUACACGGGCCCUCGUUAAACCAUCUUCCGUCACCGACAGAUUCAACCAACACCCCGGCAAAGUCAAACACCCCCCUGGGUAGCGGUCUGGAUGCUUCGGAAAAAGCACCGACGCCAAUUCCCGGUCAGGAGACCCCAGCACCACCGACGCCCUCCUCGACGGCCGGCCUGACCUCACCGGCCAGCCUUCAACCGCCCCCCGCCGUCGUCGAGCACCAGCACCAGCACCAGCACCAGCAGCCCGCACCCGCGUCCAUUAACGGAAUCCCGCCAAAGAGUCCCGUGGAGGAGUCUUGCCACAACAACAACAACUCCCACCAUCUGACCAACAACAACAUCGGCGGUGGUCUCAGUGUCCUCGACACCCUCAAGAGUCCGUUUCGGUUUGACGAUCACAGGGCGCACUUCCGGUUCGCCGACGAACUCGGCGCAGCCGGCAUGGCCGGACGACUCGGCGAGUCGCUGAUUCCGAAGGGCGACCCGAUGGAGGCUAGACUCCAGGAGAUGCUCCGGUACAACAUGGACAAGUACGCCUCCCAGAACCUCGACACCCUUCACAUUGCGAGGAGAGUGCGGGAGCUCUUGUCCAUACACAACAUCGGGCAGAGGCUAUUCGCCAAAUACGUACUUGGUCUCAGCCAGGGGACAGUCAGCGAGCUGCUUAGCAAGCCAAAACCGUGGGACAAGCUUACGGAGAAGGGGAGAGACAGCUAUAGAAAGAUGCAUGGCUGGGCUUGCGACGACAACGCCGUCAUGCUGCUCAAAUCUCUCAUCCCCAAAAAAGAGUGUGUUGCAGGCAAGGAACAGGGAAUGCCGACCUUUGCUAGAGGUCCCCAAGAUGGUGGUCCUCAAGACAUGAGCGACGAACGAUUGGCCCACAUGCUAUCAGAGUCCGGACACCUGCAGAUGCAGCACGACACCUCGAACGAUGCCGAUAGCAAAAGUCCGCAUCGAGUUGGCUGCCCUAGCCCCUUUAGCAAGGAGAGAAUCGACAGCCAAAAUAGGAGGCUCAAGAAGUACGAAAACGACGACAUUCCCCAGGAGAAGGUUGUGAGGAUCUAUCAAGAGGAACUGGCCAAGCUAAUGGGACGUAGAGUUGACGAUCUUCGCGGACACAGAGACUUCCCAUCGAGUGCGAUGUUUCCUCCAUUUUUCAGCGGUGCCCAGGGUAUGCAGGGGAUGGAUCGCACACAGGAUGACAUUCGUCUUGCCCUCGACGCGUAUCAUCGCGAAUUACAAAAGCUCAACUCUGCUCCCGGGCAAAAUCCCGGCUUAGCCGGACUUCCCGGUCUGCCAGGACUUCCGGGCCUCUUGGCUCUCCAGCAGCAGGCCCUCCAGCAGCACCAUCUCGCAACGAAUGGCGGUGGUGUCCAGGACCUCAGUCUGGUCAAGGUAGACCCGCGGACCAAAAUGAUGAACGGAGUGUCGGAGGAAGACAAGGAAAAGAUGGAGGAGGCAAUGAGACAUGCGGGAAGCGCUUUCUCCCUGGUCCGACCCAAGCAGGAACAAUCUAUCGGACCCCAGUCUACCCCGGGUGGUUCCAGCGCGAGUUCACCUCUGGGCAACUCGAUAUUACCACCAGCCAUGACGCCGAGCGAAGAGUUUGCCGGUGCGGCAGCGGCCAGUCCGCUCCAGAGGAUGGCGUCCAUAACUAAUAGCUUAAUCAGCCAACCGUCCACCCCGACUCACCAUUCGCCGAAUCAGAGACCAUUGAAGGCGGUUUUACCACCGAUAACGCAGCAGCAGUUCGACAUGUACAACAACCUGAACACAGAAGACAUCGUCAAAAGGAUUUCUGUACAGGUGAAGGAGCAGCUCUCCCAGUACUCGAUUUCCCAGCGUCUAUUCGGCGAGUCCGUUCUCGGACUCUCCCAAGGAUCGGUGUCGGAUCUUUUGGCCAGGCCGAAGCCCUGGCAUAUGCUUACGCAGAAAGGACGCGAGCCGUUCAUUAGAAUGAAGAUGUUCCUCGAGGACGAUAACGCGGUGCACAAGCUUGUCGCUAGCCAGUAUAAAAUCGCACCGGAGAAGCUCAUGAGGACCGGCGGCUACGGCGGCCUGCCUCGUAAGUUUAACUCAGCCUGCGGCACCCCCAUGAAACCGAUGCCGCCUACUAAGCUCGUGCAAGAGCAACUCCAGAAUGCAGCGAAAGCUCAAGCCGCCGCACAGGCCGCAGCUCAGGCGGCGGCGCAACAUCAGCAGGAAUCUCAAAUGCAGCUUGGACCUCCCCAGCAGAGUCCGCAGCAUCCGCAGCACCCGCAGCCACCGCCGCCGAUGAUACUCACUCCCACCGCUCCCCACCACCCUCAUACCCAGCUAACGAUGCAGGAACUGCAGAAGAAACAACAGCAAAUGAGCCUCCACUCACCUCACCAUCAAAUGGCACCUUCGCCGCUGCGUAAUCUUCAUCCCCACAUUUCCCCAAGUGUUUACGAGAUGGCGGCUUUGACGCAAGACCUCGAUACCCAGACGAUAACGACGAAGAUCAAGGAAGCUCUUCUGGCCAACAAUAUCGGGCAGAAAAUAUUCGGCGAGGCGGUACUCGGCCUGUCUCAGGGUUCCGUAAGUGAGUUACUGAGCAAACCGAAGCCCUGGCAUAUGCUGAGCAUAAAAGGACGUGAACCGUUCAUAAGGAUGCAACUCUGGCUCUCGGACGCCCAUAACGUUGACCGGCUUCAGGCCCUGAAGAACGAGCGACGGGAGGCCAACAAGAGACGACGGAAUAGCGGCCCUGGUCACGAUAACAGUUCGGACACGUCGAGCAACGACACUGCCGAGUUCUACCACGCGGCAUCGCCCGGACCCGGUCCAGCCUCGGCGAAGAAACAGCGUGUCCUCUUUUCCGAGGAGCAGAAAGAGGCCCUUAGACUCGCCUUCAAUCUUGACCCCUACCCGAACGUCGCGACGAUAGAAUUCCUCGCCGCAGAACUCGCCCUCUCGUCGCGGACGAUAACGAACUGGUUCCACAACCAUAGAAUGCGGCUGAAGCAGCAGUCUUCUCACGGUCCCCAGGAACCACAGUCCCCCAGGGAACCGGGUCAACCCUUCGACCCCGUACAGUUCCGGCUACUUCUCAACCAAAGACUACUUGAGAUCCAGAAGGAAAGGCUGGGCCUAGGGAACGUCCCGAUUCCGUAUCCCCCGUACUUCAACACGAACCUUGUUGCCCUCGUCGGCAAUGCCCUAAAGGAGCAAUGCUCGGGACUGGACCUCUCCAUGGGGGCUUUGAAGCGGGAGCCGAAUCAGGAGUUCGAGGACGACGACGGCGACGACGCGAUGAGCAACCCCGGUAGCGAGGACUCGGACGGUUCGGCGGGGAGCAUAAAACGGGAACCAACGGAGACCCCGGCACCGGCCACAGUCCGAUCGAACAGGAGAAAGCCGGCCGCGCCCCAAUGGGUGAACCCCGAAUGGCAGGAGCCCGCCAGGACCGGUGACGAGGUGAUAAUUAACGGAGUUUGCGUUAUGCAGACGGACGACUACGGAGUUAAGCGAGAAGCCGAGGAAACCGUACGUGUCGAACCAACCCCUGUGCAAGACAGAUAUGAGGAGGACGCCGGGAGCGACUCCUCGUCCGCAUCCGGAACGGGGCAAGGCCUCCAGGACAGUGACAGUCCGAUGCCCAGUCCAAAGUCUGGUCAGCACAGUCCGAUCACAUCGCCGCGACCCCCUUCGGCACAGCCCAGUUUGCAGCAGCAGCCACAGCAGCCACAGCAGCAACAACAGCAGCAACAUCAUCAUCAACAACAACAACAGCAGCAGCAGCAGCAACAACAACUGCAGCAGCAGCAUUCACUGCAGGAGGACAACGUUAAGGAUGUUGUAAAACACGAGCCUGAGGAUCAAACGUGGGAUUACUAAUUGCACGGGGCUUAAAGAAUUGCAACAAGAUCAUGACGAUCUCUGUGGGAUAUUGAUGGGAUGUGAAUUAUGGAAAAAGGAUGUCAAAACUCCCUUGUAUCUUCCGCCCCCGCAGGCCUUCGUUCCUUCCUUAAAUUAUUUUUCUUUUUUUUCCUUCAUCAGUAAGAUAUUCAAGGUAUUAUAGAGUGAAGUGAAGUGCAGUGAAUAUCGUCGUUAUCGACUUGCCAAAAUAUGUACGCUUUUCAAAAAGUGAUCUUAGUGAAGAAAAAAGAAGUAAAAUAUAUAAGAAAAAAAAAAAAAUAGUUUAGAUAAAUCCUAUAAAAACAAAAAAAAAAAAAAAACAAUAAAAUGAAAAUAAAAAAGAAGCCAACGAUAGGAAUAUCGGCUAAGCCGAUUCCUGCCUAUAAUAAGGGCAUUACCGUAUUACCGGCGCAGGUUGUACCUUGCUGAAAAAGUAAGAAUGAAAAUUGAGACAAAAAAGAGUAAGAACGAGGCUGAAUUCACACCGAAAAAAGAGCAGAAUCAAAAACUCUUUAGCACAGUGAACGGAACGAGAGCGAGUGAGUGUGGUAAUAAUUUAAUUCGCGAUAUGCGUUCAUCAAAACGUUCGUCAAACGUUGCACACGGCGCAUAGAAACUCAUUUAACUGUCAACCAUUCGCUUUGCACUUGGCAAUCUGCUCUACCUACGAUAAUAUAUGAGGUAUAUGAUAAGUACCAAUUCUCUUUUUA
Diprion similis is the source of this 6460-nucleotide messenger RNA. RefSeq names its product homeobox protein cut (gene cut). Lineage: Eukaryota; Metazoa; Arthropoda; Insecta; Hymenoptera; Diprionidae. Bases 939 to 5729 code for a protein of 1596 amino acids. Gene Ontology annotation, molecular function: DNA-binding transcription factor activity, RNA polymerase II-specific; DNA binding. The record is from RefSeq and is a predicted model, not a curated record. The transcript has 8 exons. Gene Ontology annotation, biological process: regulation of DNA-templated transcription.